Messenger RNA from Staurois parvus, 385 nucleotides. Lineage: Eukaryota; Metazoa; Chordata; Amphibia; Anura; Ranidae. The record is from the annotation of a GenBank genome assembly.
AUGGGCCCCCGUACCGACUCCUCAUGCUGCUGCCAGGCCCGUAAUCUGUCAUGGGCCCCUGUACCGCCUCCUCAUGCUGCUGCCAGGCCCGUAAUCUGCCAUGGGCCCCCGUACCGACUCCUCAUGCUGCUGCCAGGCCCGUAAUCUGUCAUGGGCCCCUGUACCGCCUCCUCAUGCUGCUGCCAGGUCCAGAGUGUGUCAUGGGUCCCUGUACGGCCUCCCAUUGCUGCUGCCAGGCCCGUAAUCUGCCAUGGGCCCCUGUACCGCCUCCUCUUGCUGCUGCCAAGUCCAGAGUGUGUCAUGGGUCCCUGUACGGCCUCCCAUUGCUGCUGCCAGGCCCGUAAUCUGCCAUGGGCCCCCGUACCGACUCCUCAUGCUGCUGCCA